Gavialis gangeticus (Gharial) is the source of this 3912-nucleotide messenger RNA. RefSeq names its product glutamine rich 2 (gene QRICH2). Bases 1 to 3852 code for a protein of 1283 amino acids. The record is from RefSeq and is a predicted model, not a curated record. The transcript has 16 exons. NCBI's taxonomy places the organism in Eukaryota, Metazoa, Chordata, Crocodylia, Gavialidae.
AUGGCGCAGAUCAGCUUGUCCGAACUGGCCGACCUCUCCAUUGGGACCCCGGAAACCGGACACGUCAAUUUUACCGCCCUCCACACCUUGCUCCAUGCCAUCAUCAAGCACCUCAACCUGCAGGACCUGCAAACGGAGAUGCAGGAGGAGCCUGCGCCUCCGCCGGACAAGGGCCAACCGUGCGAGGCAGCACCGCCCUACGCUGACCUGGAGAAGAAAGUGGUCGGGGUAGAAGCUCAGGUGCAAGACGUGGUGGGCCAGCUUCAGGGGCUGGAGAAGCAGCUGUCUGCCCUGGAGAAACUCCCUUCCGGGUUAGACCUGCUGGAGAGGGCCAAGAGCGGCGCCCAGAACGAGUCCGCGGUGGCCGACAUGUGGCAAAUGAUGCAGAUGAAGAAGAGGAUCGAAGCGAACGAGAACGGCGUCUCCAAGUCCAUGUCUCUGUUGCAAGAUCUGCUGAACGAGGUCAAUGGUGUGAAGAUGGCUCAGGCCUACACAGAAAACAAGAUCAGAAAGAUCAAGGAAAAGCUUGGCUGGCUAAAUCCCCAGGAAGUUGACAGUCAACUGCAGCUCUGUUUCAUGGAUCAGAAGUAUCUGAAUACUGAUUUGAAAAGUCUAGAGCAAAGAUUGAGCCUCUAUCCAAGUCCAGAAGAACUGAGUAAUCUGGUGCGAUGGGAAAUUCUGGAAGACUGCCUCGUGACAAACAAAGGCAAGACCCCACCUUCUGCAUCCCAGUCUGUGGAGACCAUCAUAGGCCAGACUUCUCUGACCAGGCACCCAGGUUUAGCCACUGACACCCAUGCCAGGAAAGCCUCCGCCACUGGGGUGGGGGCUUCAGGGAGCCAGGUGGACUCUCUUGGAACUGCAGGGGGUACUUCCAGGAUGCAGACUGGUUCUCCUGGGAUCCAAGAGAGCACCCCAUCAGUUCAGACCAAGACGGCUGGAUCGCGGGGAAGACCUCCCUCUGUGCCGGGAGGGACCUCCGAAACCAGGGCAAGCACCCCCUCCAUGCCAGCAGGGAGCUCUGGGACACGAGCCAGCACCCCAUCUGCACCGCCAGGGACCCCUGACACCAGGGCAAGCACCCCCACCGCACCUGCAGAGAUCUCAGGGGCUCAGCCCAGGGCUUCAGAGGCUCAGGCGGGUGGUCAAGGAAUCCAGCUACGUUCCCCUGGUGCUGGGCCUAGUUCCCCAGGGACUCAGGCUGGGCCCGCUGGAGUGUCACCUGGGGUUGUGGGGACCCAGGAAGGUGCUCCUGGGAUGGAUGUUGAUGAAGUGUCUCCCAGUGCCUGGCCCAGUGCCCCAGGGACACCAAUGGGGGCUCCAGGGACUGAGGUGGGACAGCCAGGUACUUGGCGUGGCUCACCAGCCACUCUGAUAGUCACUCCCGGGAUCCAGGCUGGGGCUGUUGCUCUGCCGAUUCAGGUGGAUGGUCAGGCAGGGACUCCCGGAGCCAGGCACUGGGCUCCAGGACUUCCAACAGGUGUACUCGUGACUCAGAUGGCUGCUCAAGCAGGAGCUCCCAGCACACCGGGGACCCAGGUGAUGCCUUCCAGAGUUGGGCCCAGCAUGCCAGGGACCCAGGUGACACCUCCUGAAGCCGAGCCCAGCGCACCAGGGACCCAGGUGACACCUACUGGAGCCUGGGCCAGCGCACCAGGGACCCAGGUGACACCUACUGGAGCCUGGGCCAGCGCACCAGGGACCCAGGUGACACCUACUGGAGCCUGGGCUGGUGGACCAGAGACCCAGGUGAUGCCUUCCGGAGUCUGGACCAGUGCAUCAGGAACCCAGGUGACACCUCUUGAAGCUGGGCCUAGUGUGCCAGGGACCCAAGUGGCACCUCCUGGAGCCUGGGCUGGCACACCAGGGACCCAAGUGACACUUUCUGGAGCUUGGACUGGUGCUCCAGGGACCCAAGUGAUGCCUUCUGGAGUCUGGGCAGGUGUGCCAGAGACCCAGGUGACACCUCCCAGAGCCUUGGCUGGUGCACCAGAGACUCAUGUGACAUCUCCUGGAGCCUGGCCCAGUGCUUCAGGGACCCCAGUGGACAUGUCUGUGCCUCAGACAGCUGCCCCAGCAGGACCUCCAAGAGACUGGACUGGUGCUCCUUCAACUCCGUUGGCCAUCCCAGGAACCCAGGCUGGGCCUCCUGUAGCCCAGCCCAGCAUGCCAGGGCCCCAGGCAGGCUCCCUAGCAUCUCUAUUGGGCACCUCAGCAUUACAGCCUAUGGCACCUGUAGCAGCAUCCUCCUCUGCCACCCAGCUCGUAGUUCCAUCUGGGCCUUAUGUCACCCAGACCCCCUUGGCAACAUCCCCUGAGCAGAAGGACAAGCUCGGAGCCACUGCUUCUUUCCCACGUGAGUCCUCUGCAUCUAGCAGUACUGCCAGCCGCUACAGCGAAACCAUGGAGGCCCUGCGCCAGAUGGGGCAGCUGUCCAACCUCUACACUGCCCUGAAGGAGCAGGUAAACCAGCUGGAAGAAACCAAAUGUACCUACUCAGACCUCAGCAAGCUGAAGCAGCUCCUCUUGGAGACAGCCCGGAAGAACAUCCCCAGCCUCCCUGCUGCUGUCCUGGACCAGUUGUCAUCCUUGAAAGACAUGGCAGAGGACAUGAGAAGCACAAAGGAGAAGGAUGAGGAGCUGCUGAAUCGCAUCCAAAGCACCAUCAUCAAUGUGCAGGAAGACUGCGAGAAGCUCAACACUAUCACAGGGAACCUCAUCGAAGAGCAUCGCCAGAAGCAGAAAGACAUUGAUGUUCUGUUCCAGUCUCUGGAGAGACUGGAAAAGGAGAAAGCAGACAAGGAGCAUCUGGAGAUGGAAAUCGACGUGAAAGCUGACAAGAUCUCCCUGGCUAGCAAAGUCAGCCGCAGCCAGUUUGAUGCCACCCUGGAGCAGCUCAACAAAAUGAUCCAGGAUCUGCUGAAUAAGAUGACAGGGCAUGAACAGGACUGGCACAAAGUGCUUGACAAGCUCGUGGUGGAGAUGGACUCCAAGCUGGACCGCCUGGAGUUAGACCCAUUCCGGGAGCAGCUUGAGGAGCGGUGGAAGGCCAUCCGGAAGCAGCUGAAGGAGAAGUCUCCACAGUAUGAAGCAGAUGAAGCAGCUGGGAUCAGGAAGCGCCUGCUGGCUCAUUUCCACUGCAUCUCCUGCGACAGACCCCUGGACAUGGUGGUGCCUGGCCCGACCAUCACGCGCAUCCCCUCUGUGCCUAUGCUGCCGACUCACCGCUCUGUCCGGCCCUACACUGUCUACGAGCUGGAGCAAGUCAGGCAGCAGUGCCGCAGUGACAAGAUGGCAGAGAUGGAGUGUGGCUACCUGUCCGUACCUCGGCAUUGUGGUGGCAGCCACACCAUCACCUACCCCUACAGGCGCUACACACGGCUGCAGCAGAUUGCCCAUUGCGUGCCAGGGCACCCAGGGGAGACAACUAUGCUGGCAGUGAUGAAGCAUGACGAGGUGGAUAUCCUGGGCCUAGAUGGACACAUCUACAAGGGGCGGAUGGAAACGAAGCUACCGUCCAUUUCAGGGAAGAAUGGUCCUUUGAAAACCAAAUCCAAGCUCUCCCAAUCCUCCUUCCAGAAGCAGUCGACAGUCAUGGACAUGGACAGCUUUCCAGCACGCCCUCAGAGUGCCAAGCUGUCUUCCCUCAGUAACACAGCGAGGUCCCUGAAGGACUGGCCAGUGUCAUCCCAGGGUCGACUGUCCCAGACAAGCCUGAUCCAUCCACCACAUCCAACACAACCCCAGGAGGAAAGAGAUGACUUUCCCAUGCAGGAGAAAGAGACCCUGGAGUUUCAGCUCACUGUGCCCGUGGGCCAGCAGACGGACGAGCAGGCAGCUCCGUUUCAGUGAUGGUGGUGGCAGACAAGCGGCUCUCACUGGCGGAAACCAGGCAAUAAAGCGGGAGCAGAA